This is a messenger RNA of Thalassophryne amazonica, 1238 nucleotides long. It is a transcript of the gene ccnh, whose product is annotated as cyclin H. The record is from RefSeq and is a predicted model, not a curated record. Gene Ontology annotation, cellular component: nucleus; transcription factor TFIIK complex. Gene Ontology annotation, biological process: regulation of transcription by RNA polymerase II; regulation of cyclin-dependent protein serine/threonine kinase activity; DNA-templated transcription. The coding region runs from base 127 to 1107 and encodes 326 amino acids. Gene Ontology annotation, molecular function: cyclin-dependent protein serine/threonine kinase regulator activity. The transcript is spliced from 10 exons. Lineage: Eukaryota; Metazoa; Chordata; Actinopteri; Batrachoidiformes; Batrachoididae.
AAGGUCCGUUGAAUAUGUUUCACUACGACGUUAUGGUUUUGUGGUGAAUUAGAAACGCCAGCUUGAGCAGAAAGACUGCGUCACUUCUUUAACAGACUUUUGCGCUGUUUUGUGUAAAGACAAAUUAUGUUCCACAGCAGCUCACAGAGGAAAUUCUGGACGUUUGACAGCGAGGACAAAGUGGAGCAAAUGAGAUGCGACGCCAAUCAGAAAUUUCGCAACAAGAUGCUUGAAAGUGGUAAACCCGGCCUGAGUGAGUCCAUGUUCUUGGAUCGCCAUGAGGAGGACAUUUUGUUCAGGUACUAUGAGAUGAGGCUGCUGGAUUUCUGCAACACAUUCAAGCCUGCAAUGCCUAAAUCAGUUGUGGGUACAGCAUUCAUGUAUUUCAGAAGAUUCUACCUGAAUAAUUCUGUUAUGGAGCACCACCCAAGAAUUAUUAUGCUAACAUGUGCAUACCUGGCCUGUAAGGUGGAUGAGUUUAAUGUGUCCUGCAGCCAGUUUGUGGGCAACCUCAUGCAGGAGACCCCUGAAGGGCAGGAACGGGUUCUAGAGCAGAUCCUGGAAUAUGAACUACUGCUAAUCCAACAGCUGAACUUCCACCUAGUGGUCCACAACCCCUACAGACCCAUGGAGGGUCUGCUCAUCGACAUCAAGACAAGGUACCCUUCACUGGAAAACCCGGAGUCUCUAAGGAAGAGCGCUGAUGACUUUGUGGCACAGGCGGCCAUGACGGACUCCGGGUUGCUGUUCUCGCCUUCUCAGAUUGCUCUGACGGCCAUUCUGAACAGUGCUGCCCGAGCCAGUCUUGACAUCCAGAGUUUUCUGGCUGAAUGCUUGGGACUGAAAGAGGACAAAGAUACUCUCUCCAAGUUGUAUGACUCAAUGAGAUGCAUGAAAAACCUCCUGAAGAAGUAUGGACUUCCCAAACCAGAAGAAGUGAAUGUUUGCAAACUGAAGUUGGAAAGAAUCCACGCUGAAUGUGUCACAAGCUCAAACAACAAGCGAAAGAGGGGAUAUGUGGAUGAUGACUAUGUAGCCAAAGAGCCACGUCUGACAGAAGAGGCGUGUCACCACUCUCAAGAUUGGUCUGAUGAAGAUCUGAUAUGACAUCAAAGUGUUAACUUCCACUGAUGAACAGUUUGUCAGUAGUAUGUCAUUCUGUAUUUACUCGCACAUAUUGUGGUCAGUGUUCGGAUUUUUUUUCUGUGAAGGAAAUAAAUUUAUAUUUCUACAUUUUA